UUCAAAUUUGCUCCCUUCCUAGCUUACCAGAAACAUCGCUUGAUGCCUGCCUAGCCCCAUGGCAGACGAGGAAUCUCCCACCAAAACGCGCACUUUGCGAAAAGCGCCUUCUCUUGUGCUGAAUGCUCCUCCGGCCGUAUCAGUAAACGCGCAACCGGAGUACGCGCCUAGAAAACUGGGCAAGCCUGGAUGGACAAGUAGCACUGAUGCUGUUCCCGACAGCGAGGAAGAAAACAUCUACAUCCCUAGCAAGAACGUUGAUCGGACAGAUAGGAAGGGUGUCAUUGUAAUUUCGUCGGACGAAGAAGACGUCCGACUCGCGAAAUUCACCUCUCCGAUUGGCGACGACCUUUCAAGGGGCCCCAAGAAGCCUAAGCGGGUGGUUCGAAGGAUUGUGCAAAGCUCUGAUGAAUCUGAAGACGACCCUCGAGAAAACCCCACAACCGAGGAGCCGGAAGUUAUUGAAAUCUCAGAUGACGGGGGCGAAGCGGUAUCGCGUAUUCCGCAGGUUUCGGGCCUCUCGAAUAGUCGCGUACCUCAAGUUGCAGUAUCUGCCGAUGGUUCGGUUAUGACUUGGGACGUGCCUGUAUCCCCACGAAAACCUUUACGUACACCGUCAAACGGGAAUGCCGCCGUUGGACCAUCGACCCCUUGUCGAAGCAAGGAGUUCCCUGGGUUGAAGGCAAGCGUCGAUACGACGGCUUCUCCUGCUCCAAAAAAUCCUAGGCCACGACCAAAUACGAAAAAAGCGCAAGCAGAAGCCGAAUUAAAGCGGCUGGCAGAAUUCACCCAGAUUCUGUUCAAUGAUCUCAACAGAGACGUUUUCAGCAGUCGCCUUCCGGCUGACGUCGAGCUCUGUUGGAGCAAGAGACUCAAUACGACGGCUGGUCGCGCAACGUAUGCCCGGAAAGAUGGCGUUGUUUCCGGCAAAAUCGAACUGGCUACCAAGAUUCUAGAUUGUGAAGAGCGGGUGAUGAAGACACUAUCCCACGAGAUGUGCCAUCUUGCGUGUUGGAUAAUCAACAAAAAACUCAACGAGAACCACGGUCCUUUGUUCAAAGCCUGGGCGGCAAGAGUGGCUGCAAAACGACCUGAUAUUGAAGUUUCGACUACCCAUGACUACGAGAUUUCUUACAAGUUUGAAUGGAAGUGCGAGAAAUGUGAAUUGGUCUAUGGGCGGCAUAGCAAGUCGAUCAAACCGGAUGAUGUGUGUGGCAGAUGUCAUGAAGGACAAUUGAUACCUCUCUUCACUCAACGACAGAGGAGGGCUCCUCAGACGCCGAAGAUCAGCCGUAUGGCGUCGAGCAAGCCGAGGGAUUCGCCACUGCGGAUUCAACCCGGGAUGUCUGAUGCCUUGAAGGAAGACAUGAUUGACCUGACGAUAUGUUCGGUGGAUUCCGAUGAAGAAGGGGCCGCUGCCGAAUCAGAUUCAGAGGUGGAGGUGCUCGCUACACUCUUGGGAUCUGCUACGAUUGCUGGGCCUAGUUCCUAAUGCAUAGAUGGUGCAAACGAUGAGCAUUUUGGGGUGAAAGUUGAUUAUUGGAUUUAUGGACGAUUUAGUACCGAGGUCAUCUAUUUGAAUAGUUAUGAAAUGU
Guyanagaster necrorhizus is the source of this 1595-nucleotide messenger RNA. RefSeq lists its product as uncharacterized. The record is from RefSeq and is a predicted model, not a curated record. The coding region runs from base 59 to 1492 and encodes 477 amino acids. NCBI's taxonomy places the organism in Eukaryota, Fungi, Basidiomycota, Agaricomycetes, Agaricales, Physalacriaceae. The transcript is spliced from 13 exons. Gene Ontology annotation, cellular component: nucleus.